AUGGAAAGCAAUUUAACCCAAGAUAUGGAUGAAAAUCCUUAUCUCUGUUUCCAGAGAACACCAUCUUUGCGUCGCAAAUGGAGAAAACGUUAUGGGGGCUUGGAUGGUAACAAAUUGCUGGAGCCAAACAAGGAGGAUGACAUAAGAGAGAAUGGUGUAAUGACAGACGGCCUCUCAAAGAGGAAUGCAGCCCCCACGAAGAAUACAGAAGUUCAGGAGACCAGUCUUGCAAAAAGCUUUCCAAAUCCAUUGCCAAGAAAUUCAGUCCCGUCUCUGAGGCAUGUCAACUUUGUGGCUCCAGGCUCAACAGCUUUGUCAGCCUUUGUCAGCACAAAAUCGUGCAUCCCUUAUACAGAACAGGAGCGAACCCUCACUGCCCAGCCCUGGCUAAACAUCAGUAAAACUGAAUCUCAGAACAGCCAGAGCAGAAGGAAAGUGGCUGUCGAUUUGCUGUUUGAAAGCUUUGCCUGUGGAGGAAGAGUCAGCACCAAUCAUUUCUUUGAGAACAUGUGGAGCUCAGGCAUCUUAAGAACUGACCCACGGAUUAAAGACUGCUAUGCACUGAUGAAAAAGCUGCAGGAUGAUGAUGGGGCUGUGGACAGGAAUACUUUCCAAAGGUGUGUGACAGGCUUUGUGUCUUUCAUUUUGAAAGCUGUGCAAGGCCGGUUUGUCAUCCCAGAUUUCUUCACAUUCGCUGAAGAGACUCAAAAGUUGUUUAUUAAAUGUAAACAGCUGUCUUCUGUAAAGGAGAAAGAUGAGGGAACCGAAGGCAGUGGAAAAUGGGGGGCUUCAAUCUGCACAGUGGAUGGUCAAAGGCUCUCUCUCGGAGACUGUAAUGAACCUUGUGUUCUAGCAGAAAUUGCCAGGCCUCUUAUAUACGGACUCACAGUGGAUCAGCUUGGAAUUGACCAUGUACACAGACAUGUAGGAUUGGAGGAAUAUUCAAAAUAUCAUUCACCUUUUACCCUAAGCAAACAAGGUGUUCCACACAGUCCCCUGAUUGAAACAGGUGCUAUCAUCUGUGCAUCACUGCUGCAGCAGCUGUCAGUGAGGUCAGUUACAGAGGAAGAAGAGACGUACGAGUUUGUUUUAAAUAUUUUAAGAAAACUAUGCAACAAAGAACAUGCCAGCUUAAACUGUACAAGUUACCAAAAUCUGAGAAAGGACAUCAUUCGUCUACACGCUCUUUCAUUUUAUCUUCAAGAAAAGAAGUGCUUCCCUAACAAUGUUGACAUAAAUGCCACACUGGAUCUGCUGUUACAGUGUUUGUCUACAGAAGUCACUUGUGAAUCUGGAGCAGCAGUAGCAGCAACUUUAGCUAAUGGUGGUCUCUGCCCAAUGUCAGGUGAUCAAGUCCUCUCGGCCUCUGCGGUUCGGAGCACUUUAUCGAUUAUGCAAGUAGCAGGAAUGAAUGACUAUUCCAGAAUAUUUCAUUUUAAGACAUCUGUGCCUGCCAAAUCCAGCAGCUCUGGUGUUGUGCUGAUAGUAGUCCCCGGGGUGCUGGGCAUCACUUGCUGGUCACCAGAGUUGGAUGCACAUGGAAACUCCUGGAGGGCUGUGCAUUUCUGUGAGGAGCUGGUGUCAGCUUUUCAGCUUCACAGCUUUGAUAUCCGGACUCCAUUUAGACAGGUGCUGUCCUACAGGCAAUGGAAAGUAGAAUCUGAGGGUUACCAAAUCAUGAACAUCCUGUUGGCUGCUUACAGAGGGGACACCCAAUCAUUACGAAGGUACUUUCUGUCUGGAGCAGAUAUGAAUGCAGUGGAUUAUGAUGGAAGAGCUGCACUUCACGUUGCUGCUUCAGAGGGGAAUUUGGAGGUCAUCAGGUUUCUUCUGGAGAACACUGGAGCAAAGUGCACACUAAAGGACAGGUGGGGAAAUACAGCUUUGCAGGAGGCUCUACGAUGUGGUCAAGGUCAAGCUGUGCAGCUUCUCUCAAAGUAUACAGACCCUAAGGAAAACUUAUGAUUGAAUACCAGUAC
Molecule: messenger RNA, 1979 nt
Organism: Trichomycterus rosablanca
Lineage: Eukaryota; Metazoa; Chordata; Actinopteri; Siluriformes; Trichomycteridae
Gene: glsl
Product: glutaminase like
Exons: 21
Coding region: 1-1965 (654 amino acids)
Biological process (GO): L-glutamine catabolic process
Molecular function (GO): glutaminase activity; protein binding
Source: RefSeq, a predicted model, not a curated record